Molecule: messenger RNA, 2426 nt
Organism: Boeremia exigua
Lineage: Eukaryota; Fungi; Ascomycota; Dothideomycetes; Pleosporales; Didymellaceae
Exons: 4
Coding region: 1-2196 (731 amino acids)
Source: RefSeq, a predicted model, not a curated record
AUGGGUCCCAACUUCACAGAAUGUGGCAUACGCUACAUGUCAACGCCCGCACUGAUCGAACAGUACAACUACAGCGGCCGUGUACGCUUGGUAGAAGCAAACCAGAGCGUACAGAUCACUUACGAAGGAUGUUUAGAACUAUGCGGCAAGGGAAAUGAGUACUAUACAUGGCCGGUCAUCUCCGCAACCUUAACAACAUGGAUACUGCCGAUUCUAGGCACGUUGCUGCAGGCGCCAUUUGAAAGCAACGCUUUCUGGAGAACACUAAAGGCAUGCAAUAGGUGGAUUGGUAGUCCGAUCAGCAGUCUUGCGGCGAUAUUGUGGGAUAUUGGCAUUAGUGGAAAGUGUGCGCUUUUUGUGGACAUGUCAGUGCCAUAUGACGAUACACCCGACCAGUACAGCGAGUUUGCGAGCAUGCGAGACUCGUUCUACAUCUUGAUGAACUUGAAUCAGUACAAGAUGAAGCCAGUCAUCUCAAUGACCCGGGAAGCAGAAGGUCUAUUGCGCAUUGCGUUGUUCAGUAGUGAAUUGAGACUUGUGGGAACGCACAAGACAUUGAGCCAGAAGCGUCUGAAGCUAGCUCACGACCUGCGUAGUAACAGACGUAAAGGCGUUGUUCCAAUCUUCCUAUCUACAUUGUGGUUCAUUCUUGCGUUGGGCAUAUCGAUCGAAGCAGGCAGGUACCCCCCACAGCUUGCAAAGUCCUCUGUUAACCUCUUCCCAGCUUUUGGGGACCUGGGGAGCAACCUUCAGGCCCACAAUCUCGCGAUGGGUCUCUUCAUUUCCUGGCUCCCAAUCCUCAUUCUCUGCUCCAUCCUCGACCGCAACCCAGUCGCAUCAGACGACAUCCAGCGCAAGCUGAACAAGCUAGUUGAUUUGGUGUGCAACUCGCUCCUCGACCAGAGUAUACAGGCCGAGUACAUUGCGUCAUUUGCCGACUCACCGCACGCGCAGCAAAUGGCAUAUUGGGUCGAGAAGAUUGCCACCAAAGCCGAAUAUGUCAAGGGUGAAUACUUCCGUGGGUUCGCAGGCCAGGCACGCACGAGGUUUCACUAUGGCGCGGCGUAUGCGAUCCUGAUCGAUAUCGAAAAAGCGUACAUCGCUGAACGGGGAAGGGAUUGGCUAGGCGAUGCGAAAGAUGCAAGAGCUGCCUUGGUGUUGGGUCAGAUUGAUCAAGGUUGCACAUGGUUUGAUGGCAGGCAACUGUGGACAGUACUUGCUUCCAUACUGCUCGUUGGCGGCACCAGUGUUGGCGGAUUCGUCCUGUCGUUCAACACGCCAACUGUCGGUCUUGGAUGUCGCACAGGUGGCUAUCUGAUUUUCUUCAUUAUUGCGCUUGUACUACUGUUCGCUGAAAUAGUAGCCUGGUGGCUCACUUCGCCAUUGCGGAAGCAGGAUAAUUUUCAUGCUCAUCUCGAAGAUUACACUCGACGUGCCAAGUCACGCAGACAGACGGUUUUUGCAAACCUUCCCGGUCUGAAUCCAUCUGGAACGGUAGUGGCAUCGAUUCUUCACACUGUUGAGGUUGUAGUGCUUCAAAUCGUCUUACUACCGCUCCGAUUGAUACCAUCGAAGCACAAGAGUCAACGGUUAGCAUCGGCAGAGACCGCUAUCUAUGCUCACUUCUUCCAAUUGCGUUGUCUCACAGCGCGCAACUGGCUCCAGCGUGCUUUCUUCACCCCGUUGGAGUUCGCAAACCUAGUCUGGGCAUGUUACCUUUUGGGUGCGCAGACGAUCGGUGCCUUUAACAACUGCGCCUGUAUGACCUCGACUUGGGGUGGGUUUGGAGGAUAUUUGGACUUUACCCAACUCAACGUCGCAAAUAGUGGAGCUAUUGAAGAGUACUGGAUUAUCGGCACGACACUUACCUGCGCAGUGAUGGGUAUGGGUAUGAGCUACAUUAUUCUUGAGUGGCUGUUGCAAGCGCAUCUAAGUACAGAGAAUUACGAUGAUGCCAUGGUUGGACUGAAGCGUGUCAGAAGAUUUCGAUUUGCGACUCUGUGGUUCAACUUUCCACUCGAUAUCUUUGUCCGCCUCGUGACGACUAUUCUGAACGCGACUCAGAUUCGCGGAAUCAAAGAUCGCCGGGUUAUGCUGUGGACAAGAGCCACUACCUUCAGUCCGAGUAUUGGGCACACAUUGGUGCGACUUGCGACAGAUGCUCAGCAUUUGCCCUUUCAGGAGGUUGAUGCAUGAUGGUACUGGCCGUAACGAUGACAUUCAAAAAAUCGCGGACUACUAAUUACGGGUCACGACGGUUCUGUAGCAGUAUGGUCUGCGUUACGCUACUCGUCGCGAGUUGCGUGGUAUUGAAACAAUUUUCCAUCAUCCUAGUGGAAUUUCUGCAGGCUUGCAGUGAAUGUGCCACCAAUUUUCGCCGUGGCUAUACCUAAGUUCCCGUGCGCGGACAGGAGGAAGGCUACCCC